GUGCCGAUCGAGUCUCCUAGCUUGCUAGAAAAGAGACCAUGUCCACAGACCACAGCUAGCGCGGCUACUGCUCCGGGAGCGCCUCCCCGCCCCCGUACACUGCACCCGCUUCCGUCCCCGAGCCGCCAUGGCCGUCGCCGGCCAGUUCCAGAAGGUGCAGAUCCAGCGAGAGGACACGACCUUCGAUGCCUAUGUUGUCGGCAAACAGGAUGCCCCUGGAGUUGUAGUGUUGCAAGAGUGGUGGGGCGUCAACAACCAGGUCAAGAACCAUGCCACCCACAUCUCCAAAAUCGGCCAUGGAUACAGAGCGCUUGUUCCAGAUUUGUACCGUGGGAAGGUCGCUCUGGAUGCUGCCGAGGCUCGGCAUCUGAUGGAAGGGCUAGACUGGCAGGGCGCAAUCAAGGACAUUCAAGCCUCGGUGAAAUGGCUCAAGGAAAAUGGAUCACCCAAGGUUGGUGUUACUGGUUAUUGCAUGGGAGGUGCCCUGGCAAUCGCAAGUGGAGUUUUGGUACCGGAGGUUGAUGCUGUUGUUGCUUUCUACGGGACGCCAUCGUCGGAGCUUGCUGAUCCUUCUAGGGCUCUGGCUCCAAUCCAGGCUCAUUUUGGGGAGCUCGACACUUAUGUCGGGUUUGCUGAUGUGACCGCGGCCAAGUCGUUGGAGGAGAAGCUCGAGUCUUGUGGGGUACCACAUGAAGUGCACAUAUACCCUGGAUGCUCUCAUGCCUUCAUGAACAACACAUCACCUGAGGCUCUCGAGAAUCAGGGAGCCAUUGACCUGGCAUGGUCCUGCUUUGCUACAUGGAUGGGUCGUUUCCUGUGAUCUGUAUCAGAGCCAUCACCGCACUGUCUGAACCUGGUGUAUAUGGACUCAGAGUCACGAUGAGUAAUGAGAAUAAGAUGUUCAGUUCGUGCGUACAACAUGCAGUCAUUGUCCAAUCCAGACAAGUUUGCUUGUGUUAUGCUAUGUGAACUCGUCAUGGUUAUACUUUGUGAAUGGUGAGCUAAUUUGGUGUGCGUUUCUCCAUUUUAUUUUUGUCAUUGCAGGCUGCGUUGGUUGGUUGGUUGGAGUUGUACAGUGAGGCCGCACAUCGAAUUGGCGAGAGUUUCUUG
Triticum dicoccoides is the source of this 1110-nucleotide messenger RNA. RefSeq names its product protein usf-like. The coding region runs from base 128 to 820 and encodes 230 amino acids. The transcript is spliced from 5 exons. Lineage: Eukaryota; Viridiplantae; Streptophyta; Magnoliopsida; Poales; Poaceae. Gene Ontology annotation, molecular function: hydrolase activity. The record is from RefSeq and is a predicted model, not a curated record.